AAAUAACAUAACAUCACAUGCCGUUGCAGAGGGGUUAACAAUAGUGCGAAGAGGAACGAGUUCUGUGCAGGACACUGGACUGUUGAUGGGUGUGGCGAAGAAUGAACUUUUGAUAUUACUCCUGGCGACAAAAGGAUAGCAAGAACUUUUACUUUCCUGGUUUACUUAUAGCAGGAUUAAAGGUAAACAGAGACAUUAUCGCCUAUAUAUAGAAUCUUCCACCAUCAUUAUCAGUGACUCCACGGACCGGCACUCGUAAAUGGCACAGAACAUGAAAGACAACAGAGCGAUGGUCGACGAAAAGUGGUUUUUAUAGUCGAGAAGCGGCAGUAUUUCUGCGCACGUAUUGUUGCUGGAAAAACGUCUGGCCGUAGGAAGUGCGGGAUAACGAAGCAGCAGCCAUGUACGGACUGAUCUUCGAGAACCUGAGUCAAUACGUGACUUCAGUGUACGGCGCCGAACGCUGGGAGGAGAUCCGGCGUCGGUCGAGGAUCGAGAUGGCCACGUUCAGCACGCACGAGGUGUACCCGGACAACUUUGUCCACAAGCUCGUCAGCAAGGCCUGCAAGGUGCUGAAGGUGAGCGAACGCGAAUUCCUGGAAGGCAUGGGCGUCUACUUCGUGUCGUUCCUGGCCCAGUACGGUUACGACCGCGUCCUCUCGGUGCUCGGUCGCCACAUGCGCGACUUCCUCAACGGACUGGACAAUCUGCACGAGUACCUCAAGUUCAGUUAUCCACGGAUGAAGGCACCCUCGUUCUUCUGCGAGGACGAGUCCUCGACUGGACUCACGCUCCACUACCGAAGCACCCGGCGAGGCUACCUGUGGUACACCGUCGGCCAGAUCAAAGAAGUGGGCCGGCACUUCUACAAUACAGAAGUUGAAGUGGAAGUCUUGAAGGAGGAGUCCAUCUUCAACACGCUACACGUCAUCAUGAGGCUGAAUUUCGACAAUAUGGCUUACCAACCGCCGUCUUUAAAGCUGGACGAAGAGGACAUGGUGAGCCGAACUCUGCUACCGGUCAAGGCUUUCGUGUUCCUCGAGAUAUUCCCCUUCUGCGUCGUGUUCAACGAGGACCUGACCAUCACCAACAUCGGCAACAGCCUGCAAGCCGUGAUGCCUGCCGUGGUGGGAAAGCGAAUACCCGAAGUGUUCGACCUCACCAAGCCCAUGGUGGAGUGCUCCUGGAAGUCGAUCAUGGGCCACACGAACAACGUAUUCGAGUUGACUUCGCUGGAGGCGGUGCGAGCCCGGUGCAACCUGAACAGCAGCCAAGACAACGUGUCGCAAUGCGACUUCAGCGAGAACGGAGAUUUCAAUUACGAGGACGCACUGCUGCACCUAAAAGGACAGAUGAUGUACAUGGACGAAUGGAAAAGCAUGGUGUACCUAGCAACACCAGUCAUGCGCGACCUAGAGACAAUGGUGCUGACGGGACUCUACAUCAACGACCUCAGCAUGCACGACUUUAGCCGGGACAUGGUGCUCGCCGGACAGCAGCAAUCCGCUGAACUGAAGCUCGCACUAGAUCAGGAGCUCCAGAAAAGCCGUCAGUUGGAGGAGUCUAUGCGCAAGUUGGACGUCGAGAUGAAACGAACCGACGAGCUACUCUACCAAAUGAUACCCAAAACAGUAGCUGACCAACUGCGAAGCGGAGAGACGUCUGUAAACACGUGCCAGUACUUCGCGUCGGUCACCAUUCUGUUCAGCGACGUGGUGUCGUUCACGGAGAUCUGCAGCCGAAUCACGCCCAUGGAGGUUGUCUCAAUGCUGAACUCCAUGUACUCGCUAUUCGACGAGCUCACUGAGAAGCAUGGAGUCUACAAGGUGGAAACCAUCGGCGACGCGUACAUGGUGGUGUCCGGUGCCCCGGAGCCGGAGCCCAACCAUUCGGAGAAGGUUUGCGAGAUGGGGCUCGCCAUGGUGAAAGUGAUAGGUGACCUGAAGGACCCCUCGACAGGAAAGAGCCUCAAGAUACGCGUCGGUGUUCAUUCUGGCGCAGUGGUGGCAGGUGUUGUCGGCCUGAAGAUGCCGCGGUACUGCCUCUUCGGUGAUUCCGUCAAUACGGCAUCGCGAAUGGAAAGCACGAGUGAGGCCCUGCGCGUUCACAUCAGUCAGAAGACAAAGGAACUACUAGAUGAAUCAAAGUGGCUGAUUCAGGAGCGCGGUACCGUCGAUGUCAAGGGUAAAGGCUCCAUGAAAACCUACUGGCUCCAGGGAAAGAAGGGCCAGGGAAACGUUAACCGGCGGUACCCGGAUGCUUCGACUGCCCUGUCCACAAAGCAAGAGUCCAAGCGCCGCAAGUCCUCUGUCGGGGCCCGUUCCGUGUAUUCGCCGGUGACGUACGAAGAGAUAGCCAAACACUCGCCGUCCAACACGCCUCCACCACACGGAGGAGGCAACGUGACGUCAACGAAGCCAACAGCUGGUGUCAGUCCCACGACACAGACGGCAGGCAACGCGCCUGGCACUGCAGUCAUCAAGGACGUCACGGGGAACACGGAGAUUCCGAACGGCGGCUCUACAUCACCUAAGCGUCGGACUAUGAGCGUCGCUCCUACGACGACCCCGGUGAACGCCUCGCCCAGGGAGACGAACGGCCGGCCCACACCUCGCAAGAGUGCGUGGACGGAGCUCGAACUGAAAGUUCCUACGCAGCCCCUGGCUCCUGCGUCAGUAGUGACCGUGCCGCCGCCACCAAUCUUGACCGCCGUCGGGUUGCAGCCGCCCUGCCAACAUUGCACGCACUGUCAUAACAACUACAAUCAGCAGCAGCGAAGGCUGGCUGACGUCUCGUCGGUUGAGUCUAGGGGCGACAAGCUAGGCUGUUGGGCGUCUUCGCCGCCUAAUCGGGCUGGUGUCGGUGGUCAGCUGGCUUCGAGUGCAAGUGGCGGCAGUGGCGCGGCUUGUUCUAUCUUGUGAGAAAGGACGCUGGGAGUGCCAGUGAUUAGCAUCUUGAAUGGCGGCUCAGUGGAUGCCCAUAAAAAAAGAACUUGUGGGCUUCUGACCAGGGUCGCUUGACGGUGUGUUAUUUAUUUAAGUGCAAAAUAUUGGUUGUCUGGAAAAUUUUCCGCGGUGCUUCGGGAAGGACAUGUCAAACUUUAGUCGGCAUCCUACCCAACUUCACCAGUGGUGUGCGGCUUAUUCAAAUGCUAAAGGUUAUUUGCCCGGAGAAGGAGAUUGGCAGCGCUUCUGGCCGGACGGAUGUGAACAUACACGCUUGCUUGGCAUGGAACUAUUGUAAUGGCCGUCAGUGUAGUCGCGUCAACCUUGUCUAUUAUUGAAAGGCAGCGGCUGGUUUUAGACUGCAGGAAACUAUGUGAAAAGUGCAUAGAUAAGCAGCUGCAGCGAGGUGCUUACAAUCAGCACAACGCAGGCGAAAUCUUCGUAUGGCUUCUGAAGACUAGUGCGGCCACGAUGUAGCCGCAAUGCUUAAAAUGCAAAACGUUUCGGUAUGAAUUUUCAAGCUGUGUCCGUUGUUUUCCGGCGUCUGUAGUUCAACGAAAACGUUCACUGAACGGAAAAGUACGUAUGUUAUCAGGCUAUGUAAAAAAAAGCAACACGGUUGGAUAUGUAUGAGUGCUAGCUAUUUCUUUUAAAUAAAUACAGCGAUGACUGAAGAGUGCCUUGCUGCUGUUCAGUCUUAACAGAACAACGUAAUAACGCGCUAACUGCAAG
This is a messenger RNA of Rhipicephalus sanguineus (brown dog tick), 3677 nucleotides long. RefSeq names its product soluble guanylate cyclase 88E. The coding region runs from base 402 to 2921 and encodes 839 amino acids. The transcript is spliced from 13 exons. Gene Ontology annotation, cellular component: guanylate cyclase complex, soluble. Gene Ontology annotation, molecular function: oxygen sensor activity; heme binding; guanylate cyclase activity. Gene Ontology annotation, biological process: response to oxygen levels; cGMP biosynthetic process; nitric oxide-cGMP-mediated signaling. Lineage: Eukaryota; Metazoa; Arthropoda; Arachnida; Ixodida; Ixodidae. The record is from RefSeq and is a predicted model, not a curated record.